This is a messenger RNA of Closterium sp. Naga37s-1, 1218 nucleotides long. The record is from the annotation of a GenBank genome assembly. NCBI's taxonomy places the organism in Eukaryota, Viridiplantae, Streptophyta, Zygnematophyceae, Desmidiales, Closteriaceae.
AUGUCACCCACCCCUACGGUACCUGAGAAGGAUGCUGCUGACAAAGGGCGUGCGCCUUCCACCUCCUCGUCGCCAGUGGUGCUUGGCCCUUUCGAGGACUUAUUGGACCUACAGAACAAGACUGACCUCAAUGGCGAACAAGCUGCUGAUGGUGUCGCUGAUCCUGCUGACAAGGAAGGUGAAGAAGAGGCCGCUGAAGGAGAGGCUGAUGCUGAUGCGGACGCGCAGGAGGACGAUGGUGCCUCGUCAGAUCAGGCUCCAGACGAUGACGAGGAUGGUUACCUGAGUGACGACUCCGACGAGCACCUGGAACCAGCUUCGCUCGGCAGCAUUAUCGCUUUGAAAAGAUUCUCACUGACCUUGCUGGUGCCGUUUAACAGGAAGCCUGAAGUCAAGCGGACUGCUGUAACUGUGGCUGCCUUGCUGGAAGAAUGGAAGGAUCAGCUGUCGCCAGAUGCGUUGCAGACAACAACUUACCAGGAACUUACAGCGACCUAUUUCUCUGGCACACGCUAUGGUCGUCUUCAAGUUACCUUCAACCGCGUCCGCGAUGCAAAUUUCGUUUGGAGUCAAGUCAUCAGACACGAGUGCGUGAAUGGCGACAUUGUCGACUUUACCUGGCAGCACCCUGAAGAUGCGCGUUUCCUUCGUGAGCGCCUGCUGAACCCGACGGCGAAGGAGGUUGUUGUCAAAGGAGUUCCUGCGGACAUUACUGCUGAGCUGAUUCGUCACCUGCUGGUGGUGUCGAAGCUGGUUAAGCGCGGUCGGAGUGCUUUCGCCAGCGGUUUCGGCUUUCAUCGUACCGUCGAUCCGGUGACUGGGCUGGACACCGACCGUAUCCGCGGUCUGUUUGUCCCCCACGCUGACGAUGUGUACCGCUGGAGGUACUUUGUGGAGGACCCGUCGACUGGCAGGCGCUACAUGCUGCACUACCCAUCGCUUACCUGCGAGCUCUGCAGCGGCCAGCACCUGUCCCGCUACCACGAUCAUUAUGUUACCUCGAGGCAGGAGAACUUCACCAACUGGAACCUGUCGGUCAAAAAGACUGUAUGCGAGAAGGCUCAAGGGAACCGGUUCGAGCAGGCGGCGGCUCAUGUCGCUUCUGCCAGGCACAAGGGAGGGCUGAAAAAGGAAGGUGCUGCAACGCGUGUCAGCAAACAUUCUCAGAAGAUGGCUGCUUUCAAAAAGGAGUUCAUGGCCACACCGGCAAAGAAGUGA